GUUUGAUCACCUACCCCAUCCUCAGUUCCGAUCUACUACUUCCGCUUCUCCUGAGCACAACGCAAACAGAGCAGAGGGCAACGAGGGCGCUGAUGGCGAUGGCGGCGGCGCUGCGGGCGGCUGCCGCGGACGCGAUAGUGACGUUCCUGUGGGUGCUGUGCGUCUCCACGCUGGGGGCCUCGACGGCGGCGGUGACGUCCUACCUGAAGCUGCAGGGCGUCCAGUACGCGCUCCUGGUCACCGUCUCCCUCCUCUCCGUCCUGCUCUUCGUCUUCAACAUCCUCUGCGACCUCCUCGGCGGCGCCAGCUUCAACCCCACCGGCGUCGCUGCCUUCUACGCAGCCGGAGUCACCAGCCCCUCCCUCUUCGCCGUCGCGCUCCGGUUCCCGGCGCAGGCCGCCGGCGCUGUGGGCGGCGCUCUUGCCAUCUCGGAGCUGAUGCCGGCGCAGUACAAGCACAUGCUCGGGGGGCCCUCGCUCAAGGUGGAUCCCCACACCGGCGCAGUCGCCGAAUUAGUGCUCACUUUCGUCAUCACCAUGGCUGUGCUCUGGAUCAUCGUCAAGGGCCCCCGCAACCCCAUCAUCAAGACAUGGAUGCUUUCCAUCUCCACCGUAUGCCUCGUCCUCUCCGGCGCAGCCUACACCGGCCCUUCCAUGAACCCAGCCAAUGCAUUUGGCUGGGCAUAUGUCAACAAUCGUCACAACACUUGGGAGCAGUUCUAUGUGUACUGGAUAUGCCCCUUUAUUGGUGCCGUCCUUGCUGCAUGGAUCUUCAGGGCUUUGUUCCUGGCACCACCACCUAAGCCCAAGGCCAAGAAAGCAUGAUGAACAUCACUUGGUCAUGGUCUCGUGGAUGCCGGAUCUGGAGAAACCAACAUUAAUUGCUAGAAAUAGAGGAACGGAAAGAAUUAGUUCCUCGUGUAUUCAAUCACCUCAGUUUCCCAGCAUGUUGGGAUUAAAUUGAUUAUUGCGGUAACUAUGUUACUCGUGCUAUUGAUAAUUUAAUGGUAAGGUGCCCCAUGCGAUGCAAUGGCAUUGCCCCAUUUGUUGCUA
Molecule: messenger RNA, 1052 nt
Organism: Panicum hallii
Lineage: Eukaryota; Viridiplantae; Streptophyta; Magnoliopsida; Poales; Poaceae
Product: aquaporin SIP1-2
Exons: 3
Coding region: 93-824 (243 amino acids)
Biological process (GO): transmembrane transport
Cellular component (GO): membrane
Molecular function (GO): water channel activity
Source: RefSeq, a predicted model, not a curated record